Messenger RNA from Ctenopharyngodon idella (grass carp), 4157 nucleotides. RefSeq names its product mucin-5AC. The coding region runs from base 1 to 3072 and encodes 1023 amino acids. Lineage: Eukaryota; Metazoa; Chordata; Actinopteri; Cypriniformes; Xenocyprididae. The record is from RefSeq and is a predicted model, not a curated record. The transcript is spliced from 9 exons.
AUGUCCCCGAUGAGCACAACCAUAUCAGAAUCAUCUACAAGUGACAGUGCUUCAACACUGGAGACUACAUUACCCACAACAGGUACCUCUCCAUCUUCACCAUCCUCUACAACAGAAAGUACAUCAGAAUUGACUUCACCCACAACAGAAAUAUCUUCAGCUAGUGUAGAACAAACAACAAGCCAGCAAACACAAACCACUCCAGUUACUUCUAGCACAGAAGCAGAAUCUACAACAGCUCAAUCAACAUUUACAACAGCUAUGUCCCCGAUGAGCACAACCAUAUUAGAAUCAUCUACAAGUGACAGUGCUUCAACACUGGAGACUACAUUACCCACAACAGGUACCUCUCCAUCUUCACCAUCCUCUACAACAGAAAGUACAUCAGAAUUGACUUCACCCACAACAGAAAUAUCUUCAGCUAGUGUAGAACAAACAACAAGCCAGCAAACACAAACCACUCCAGUUACUUCUAGCACAGAAGCAGAAUCUACAACAGCUCAAUCAACAUUUACAACAGCUAUGUCCCCGAUAAGCACAACCAUAUUAGAAUCAUCUACAAGUGACAGUGCUUCAACACUGGAGACUACAUUACCCACAACAGGUACCUCUCCAUCUUCACCAUCCUCUACAACAGAAAGUACAUCAGAAUUGACUUCACCCACAACAGAAAUAUCUUCAGCUAGUGUAGAACAAACAACAAGCCAGCAAACACAAACCACUCCAGUUACUUCUAGCACAGAAGCAGAAUCUACAACAGCUCAAUCAACAUUUACAACAGCUAUGUCCCCGAUGAGCACAACCAUAUUAGAAUCAUCUACAAGUGACAGUGCUUCAACACUGGAGACUACAUUACCCACAACAGGUACCUCUCCAUCUUCACCAUCCUCUACAACAGAAAGUACAUCAGAAUUGACUUCACCCACAACAGAAAUAUCUUCAGCUAGUGUAGAACAAACAACAAGCCAGCAAACACAAACCACUCCAGUUACUUCUAGCACAGAAGCAGAAUCUACAACAGCUCAAUCAACAUUUACAACAGCUAUGUCCCCGAUAAGCACAACCAUAUUAGAAUCAUCUACAAGUGACAGUGCUUCAACACUGGAGACUACAUUACCCACAACAGGUACCUCUCCAUCUUCACCAUCCUCUACAACAGAAAGUACAUCAGAAUUGACUUCACCUACAUCAGACAUAUCUUCAGCUAGUGUAGAACAAACAAGCCAGCAGUCAGCUCAAUCAACAUUUACAACAGCUAUGUCCCCGAUGAGCACAACCAUAUUAGAAUCAUCUACAAGUGACAGUGCUUCAACACUGGAGACUACAUUACCCACAACAGGUACCUCUCCAUUUUCACCAUCCUCUACAACAGAAAGUACAUCUGAAUUGACUUCACCUAGAACAGAAAUAUCUUCAGCUACUGUAGAACAAUCAACAAGCCAACAAACACAAACCACUCCAGAUACUUCAAGCACAGAAGCAGAAUCUACAACAGCUCAAUCAACAUUUACAACAGCUAUGUCCUCUAUGAGCACGACCACGUUAGAAUCAUCUACAAGUAAAAGUGGUUCAACAUGGGAAACUACGUUAUCUUCAACUGAAAAUGGCCCAACAGUGACAAAUAUGAUAUCAAGUACUUUUACCUCUCUAUCUUCUGCAUUUUCUACCACAGAAAGUCUUAGUGCUUCAGCAUUCACCCCGUCAAUUCCAUCUUCAAGCCCUGCAGAAGAAACAAGCAAGCAGACACAAACCACUAUUUCAAGUUCAAGCACAGAAGUACAUUCAACAAAGCCAAAUGAUUUAACAUUUUCAACAAUGGAAACCAUUAGAACAGUUUCUUCAGACUCACCUGAUUCACCCACUGCAACUUCCCCUAAUCCUACCUCAAGUCAAACAAUAACCCAAACUGUUACAGCCCAAACGUUUAGCAUUUCUACCUCAUCUCAGUCAAGCCCCACACUUGAAACGCUAUCCUCUGCUCAAAUGAGUACCCAGAAAACAUCAACAGAACCUCCUUUAUCCACAACUUUCAGUUCAGUUUCAACAACUCAAAGCUGUCUGGAGCAAUGUCAGUGUAAUGGAUCCCCAUGCAUCUUCAAUGUAACAUCUAAGAAAUGUGAAUGCAAAUGCAAUGAAUACACUUUUGGAGUUUAUUGCAAUUAUGCAUCUGACCUUUCCACAAUUAAUUUGUCUGGAAGCAUACCCACAAGGAAAGCAAAUAUGUCUCUUAGAAUUAUGAUGAACUAUCAUAAAAAGUAUGAAGACUUGAACUCUGAGGAAUCAAAAAAUCUAAUUUCCAUCUUAAAACGCGAGCUUUCAAUCCUUUGUAAAAGAGCAGAUGGACAAAACUUUAAAGAUGUGCACAUUCUUAGGCUAAUGAAUGGAAGUGUCAUUGCUGAAGGUGUUGCAGAAUAUAGCUAUCCAAAUAACAACUCACAAAUAAUGUUUCUAAAUAAUGAUCUGGAACUCACCCUGGAAAAAAUCUUUAAUGACUCAAAUUCAUUCAACAAUCUCAGCGCAGCUCUCGGUAAUGUUUCCAUCGAAAGAGGCCAAAUUACCAUGGACAAAGUUGAAAUAUGGAAUAUUACAGAUAUAAAACCAUAUGUGAAGUGUUCUCUGAAUUUUGCAAACUUAACGGAGGAGAUUGAAAAUGGAACAUGGGUAUGUGAGGGAUCAUGCAAAAAAGAUCUCAACUUCUGCAAUCAACGUGGUAAAUGCCUAAAUGAAAAGAAUGGACCACAGUGCAUAUGUGACAGUUCUCACUUUGAGAAAUACUAUGGAGAUUACUGUGAGCUUUACAGCAGAGGGGCUGGUUUCUACGCAGUUAUCUUCGGCAGUUUAGCAGCUUUUGCUCUACUUGUCAUUGUGGCAGUCGUGAUGGUAGUGGUGCUCUACAGGGCCAAGAGCAAAACAUCAAGUAUAAGGAAGUCAUCAUUUUUUGAUGAUGCCUUCUUUGAUUUUUCAUCAAGAGGAGGAUCCUCAGACAGAAGCUAUGGGCAUCAAAACCUUUCAUUCACAGAAGAUUCAGAUUUGAGGUCUUUCAGACCGUCCAGUGAAUAUACAUCUGCAUGAUAAAGACCAAAGCAACUGAAGUGAUGGAUGUCUGAUGAAAAGAGAUGACAGAUAUUAUUUAAAAGAAUGGACCUUAUAAUCUUAUAAUCUCAACAUAAUAAUACAUGCAUUUACUGGGUUAGUUUUAGGUUAUUUAGAGUAUUUCAAGUAAAUUUAUUAUAAAUGGUCUUACUGUUCAUAAUAAUAAUUAUAAAGCACAAGAACAAUGUAUAGCACUUUUUCAAAACUCAGGGCACAUAAACACAUGUCAAUAAAUGAAACUGGUGGUGGUUCGUAAAAUGUAGUUCAAAUGCCAACAGUGACACGCGGACUGCCCACUACAUUACAUAAACUGCUCACCAUGCAAAUUGUCUGUCCAAACCGGCACAAUCAAUCACAAAACACGGCUAAUCAGAAGAAUCCUUUCUGUUUGCGCAGCAUAUCGCUGAAAAACUGAACCUUAACCUUAAGUUCAUGACUUCUGUGAUGCCUCACUAAAUGGCGUGAUUUUUAUGGUUUAUGAUUUGUUAUAUCCUCUUGUAAACUUUACGCAAUCUCUCUCCAUGUUUGGUAUUUAAUAUACAUCAGCAGCCCAUCGGUCCAAUCAGGUGUGAUGUGGGCGGGGCUUCUAUUAUUCUAUUGCAAACUAUUAUAUUCAAUUGUUAUAUUAUAUUUAUGUAUUAUUUAUUUGAAAGAACUAUAUUUGUAUUGUUCAACUGGUCGAUGUUGAUAUGGGAUUUAGAAAGUAAUUAGCAAUAAGUAAUGCAAUAGCCUUUUUAGAGAGAGUAAUAGUACAAUAAUCUAAAUACACUUGAAUUGCUAUCAGUAGCUAGUACACUGAUCCUAAUAAUUCAAUUUUUUAUUUCUAAUUUCUAAUCUAUUUACAAUGCUACCACAUUACUCAGCUGUAGUAGAAUCAGUUACGUUGAUGUUUUUUAAUGAUUUUUUGUUGUUGCUGACAGUACAUUUACAUACACCUAUGCCUUUUGAUAUGAUAAGAAGCACAUUAAUAUAUUGUUAAAUUAAUAUUUAUUAAGAAAAUAACUGUGUUGAAUACAUGUUUGCAACUGAUUUUUUUCAAAUAAAGCAUAGCUAUGUGCAACAUA